Messenger RNA from Peniophora sp. CBMAI 1063, 1305 nucleotides. NCBI's taxonomy places the organism in Eukaryota, Fungi, Basidiomycota, Agaricomycetes, Russulales, Peniophoraceae. The record is from the annotation of a GenBank genome assembly.
AUGUUCGUAGCUGUAACGAAUCUCGGCGCCGGUGGGACCGAGGAUGUCUCCCUUGCUGAUACGGCCAAUGGUGUCCUAUACGGCUGCUUUGCUAUCAUGGGUCUCUUUUCAGGAGGAGUGACGAACUUGUUGGGCGUUCGUCUCACGCUCUUCCUGGGCUCUCUCGGUUACGCGCUCUACAUCGGUUCAUUAUGGUGCUUCCAAACACAAGGCACUCGGUGGUUUGUCAUUUUCUCUGGCGCCAUCCUCGGUAUCUCGGCGGCAUUGCUCUGGUCAGCACAGGGAGCUAUCAUGAUGUCCUACCCGUUGGAGAAGGAUAAAGGCAAAGCCUUCGGCAUAUUUUGGGCCAUAUUUCAGUUCGGGUCGUUCAUCGGCGCAGUAAUCGCACUCGCCAUCAACAUUCGGCACGGUGGAAUAUCCUCCGUGUCCACUGGGACGUAUUUAGCGUUCCUCGUCAUCGUGUUCAUCGGUGCAGGAUCGGCGACCCUUCUUCUUCCGCCUGCGUCCAUCAUCCGCGCGGACGGAUCACUCGUAAAGGUGCAGACCGCGUCUUCGCCACGAGAAGAGCUGCGUUCUCUCAUCAGGCUCUUUAUGGACUGGAGAAUGCUGGCACUCUCGCCGAUGUUCUUCGUAUCAAACUACGCGUACGCGUACCAAGGCGCCGUCAAUGCCUUUUACUUCGAAGGCUCCACUCGUGCGGUCAACGCCACACUUGAGGGCGCAGGCGCGAUAGUCGGUGCGCUCAUCGUUGGGUUUGGUAUACUCGACGCGCCGCUCCUCAGGAGACGCACACGCGGCUGGCUCGGUCUCGCCUUCGUCACCAUCUGCGUUAUGGCCGUUUGGUCUUGCGCUCUCGCCUGGCAGGUUACGUUCACGCGUGCGAGCCAGAUUGGCAAGAUGUCUUACCGCGGCGAUGGCUACGCACCGAAAGGGGCUCUCUAUUUCUUCUACUACAUCAGUGAUGCUGCGUAUCAAGCACUGGCGUAUUGGAUCAUCGGUGCUAUCACCAACGACCCCUUCAAGCUCGCACGCUACGCUGGUUUCUUCAAGGCCAUCCAAUCCGCUGGGAGCGCCGGCUCCUUCGGGAUGGAUGCAGUGGCGACGCCAUUCCUCAACGAGCUGCUCGCUUGCUGGAUCAUGACGCUGGUGUCCCUGCCUCUCGCAGGGGUCGUGGUAUAUCACAUACACGAAACCUCGUAUCAGGACGAGGAUACGAUCUUCGUGGGAGAUACCAAAUCCGGAGAUCCAGAGACGAAAGUGAACACUGAUAUCAAGGAGAUACAAGCCACUGAAGAUACUGCCUAG